Talaromyces marneffei is the source of this 2907-nucleotide messenger RNA. RefSeq lists its product as uncharacterized. The record is from RefSeq and is a predicted model, not a curated record. The transcript is spliced from 4 exons. Lineage: Eukaryota; Fungi; Ascomycota; Eurotiomycetes; Eurotiales; Trichocomaceae. Bases 1 to 2907 code for a protein of 968 amino acids.
AUGGAGGCAGUUAUCAGCGCCAAUCAUCCACUGCCAAUCGCUACUGGUUCCAGUGGCUUUUCCUCCUCCUUUCUCCGCCGUCAAAGGAAACAUAGUACCACCGCCUCGAGCUCGAGCUUAACCUCAACCUCGACUGCUACCGGCCACCACAACGACCUCCCUCCUCCUAUCCUCCCUGGCAUCGAUCACUCUGCUCGGUCGAUCGUCGCAGCUAGCUCUUCCCCAGUCCGCAGGAAGCCUUUGCCUAUCAAUGCUUCGCCCGUCAUCCUAUCCAGGUUAUCCCAAGGCUCAUCUUUAUACUCACCAACCCUCUCUCCGCCGCCAACUCUAAUACCUCCGCCCCUACUACCACAAACACCACCGUCGUCCAGACCUAGUGCUACUGUCCCCGCCGGCAGACAAUCUACAGAUUCUUCAAGACAACUUGAAACCGUUGACGAGGUACUUCCUUUUGUGCCAAGAGACCUUGACCGUUAUCCCCGAGGCCAAUCUCCAUUGAUCCCCUUUCCCAUUGAUACAUCUCGUACCUUCAAAGACAUCCAGCAAAAACAAUCCGAUCUCUACUACGGUAGUAUCAACGACGACGUUUACCUGCCGCAUGGGACCCCCAUUCAUUCCCGUCUUUCAAGCGAACCCAUUAUCCCCGUGUUGAGGUCGCCGCCUCCGACUACUAAACAUAAGAGGUCCGAGACUAUGGCCUUGCAGCCUCCUCAGAGCCGGCCUCCACCUCUACAUAUUGACCCAACUCGAUCAGCUAUGCCCAGUCCAGGUGACAGACAGCCAAAGACGCCCGGUAACAAAAUCACUUCAUUCUUCGGAUGGAAAACAACCACAUCUCCCGGAGCAGAGUCAACAAGCACUGAAAUCAGUGACACCGGCCGCUCUCCAUUGCCUUCCCCCUUACCUCAAUCUGCUAGUGCUCCUUCUUUCAUCACUAAAGGCACUUCUUCUUUUCCCACCUCGAUAUCUGAAAACAACAUCCAUGGAUUUCCUCUUCCACCCGCCCGUCUGGGAUCUCUCAGCGGUCCGGCAUCCGGUAGCAAUGCAGAUUUCAUGAACAAGAUUUCCGAGCUCGAAGCUGAGCUUCGAGAGAUCAGCUCAGAGCUGGCUGGUUCUAUUCGUCGAGAAAUGGAACUAGAGGAUCUUGUUGAGAGGUUUCAACUAGAGUCACACAAUGACGCCAACCGAAGGACAAGUGAUUACUUUUCAGACUCUGGCAUGAGUGGUUCGAUACGAACGGGAACAGAUGGCGGCAAAGUAGAAGAUAUCGAGCGGAUAAAGCGAGCCGCAGAGCAGGAGCGAGCCCAAUUGAAGGUCGAGUUGAGUCAGAAAUGGCAGGAGGAACGUUCACGACGAGCGGCUUGCGAGUCACACGUUCAGAUUCUGGAAAAUCAAGUUCAACAGUUCCGUGCUCAGCGCGUCGACAACUCAAACCUCUCCUCCAAAACAAGAGAAUUGGAAGUUGCUCUAGAAGACACUCGACGAAAACUCCUCGAGGAAAGACAACUCAAGGACAACUUUGAGGACUUGCUGACAGCUAUGCGUGUGGAAUUAGAGCAACUUAGAAACGAACGCGAUCACUUCCGUGAUGAGGUUGUUCCUGCUUUGCAGGCAGGACAAGCAAAUCAAAAGAACCGAUUCCAGGCCAUAGCAGAGGAAGAUGGCGUUGUCCGUAACCGCGGUUCGAUGGUUGGCUUGUCGAGAUCGAACUCACUGGCUCGGGUACCGAAGCGGUCGAGCGUAGUCGGUACUGGCGGCCUAUCACGAUCGAAUUCCAUCUCUGCAGGCAAUAACAGACAGGUGGAGUCGCGCGAAUCAUUAGCUGAUCGAGUCAAGGACGUCGAAGCCCAAAGGGAUGCCUUGCACAAGGCACUAAAGAGUCUUCUGGACCGGCAGGCAUGGCAAGCUCGUGAAAAUGAGAAGCGACUCACAAUACUUGAGAUAGAGCUGACCAAGGCCCAAGAUGUUGGCUCUCCACGAAAGUUGGGUUACGAGAGGGAAGUUCGGAACCUUCGGGAAGAAAUUAACCACCUUCGACGACGGGCGGACGAAGCUCUUGAGCAAAAGUGGCAGUGUGAGAAAGGUCUGGGUGGUCUUAAAAUGGAUUUGGACCGUGCCGAACAGGAAACUACCUCGUUGCGUAUGCUCUUGCAGGAGCAUGACAUUGCACUGCCAGCAGGAAUGGAUAUGGCUUCGAAUGAAGAGGGACUGGCCAAUAUGCAAAUCACCUCCUCGGCAUUGGAAUCAGCCUACCAUCAGUUGCAGGCAGAAAUGGAAUCAGCUGAAGCGGAAUCCUGGUCUCCAGAAGAUAUGAAUCGUAAUGAGAAUCUAGCGGGACAGGUGCGUCAACAGCUCGAGACUAACAAUGCUUUACGUCGACGUCUUGCAGAAGCUAUUGCCAAGGGAGAACGGGAACAGAAAAUGUCUGCAUCACGCAUCAAUGAAAUGCAAACCCGGUUGAGGAAAUUAGAAGACACUCUCGUGGACGCCCAGCAUCACUCGGAAGAUGAAAUGACCAAACAUGAGGAAGAAGUCCGAGCAUUGAAAGAAAGCCACAGUGUGCAGCUCAUGCGGGCCAAAAUGGGAAUCAAGACGCCAGUCUCUCUUUCUCCGAACCCAGCAGCCUCACCAUUCUCGGGAGCGCGAUCCCCACGACUUGAUGUGACGACAACUGGAGAGGGUGUCCCAUUGAGCGAAGCAGUCUCGGUAGCCAAGCUCGAAGUCAAGGUCAAGGAACUUGAAAAGGCUCUCCGGGAUGCCGAUUUUGAGAUGGAGGAAGUCGUGCAGCGUAUGAACAAGGCGCAAAUCGAGGUUGCAGAACUUCAAUCUGAUCGGGACGAGGCACUUCGCCAGACUCGCCGUCUUGAGGCUGCAAUUUUAGCCGAACGCGAAAAAGUGAAACAAUAA